AAAAUCCGGAAGGGGAAAAUACAACCAGCUAGCAUCCAUUUAAAAUCUGCAGCAUCCUCAACUUAAUUUUGCAUCUGUGCAAAUUUGCACAUUCGUUGAUUUUAUUGUGAUUGUAAUUUGCAUCCAUUUCAUUGCAAGAUGGUGCUACGAGUGUUCUACACAUCAACACCGACCACUAAAGCGCUUAAAGCCAAACAAGAAUACAUCCAGCGGACACUGACAAGUUUAAAAUUUGACUUCGAUUUGAUUGACAUCAGUGCACAAGAAAAUGAGGAAGAUCGGAAAUUUAUGCGGGCAAAUGCACAGUCGAACAAAAGUGGCGCUGUUCCCCUUCCCCCUCAGAUAUUUAAUGACGAUAUCUAUUGUGGGGAUUUUGAAGCUUUUGAAGCAGCAAUAGAAGGAGAAGGUGUAGCAGCCAUGCUGAAGAUGGAAACUCAAGUGUCACAAAAAGAAAUUAACCUCUCAGACGACGAAGAGGAAAAGAAAGACGAGGAAAAAACACCCUUAAUAGAGGAUGUUGCUAAACAGGAUGAGGAGGCAGAGAAAACUGAGGAUGGAGAAAAAACUGAACAAGCAAAAAAAACUGAAGAAGAAGAUGGUGAGAAACCAUCAGAGCCCUCUGAGGAAAGUUCAGAGGUCAAAGAAGAAGACAGUUCAGAGGUCAAGGCAGAAGACAGUGCAGAGGCAAAGGAUGAGGCUGUUACUGAGGAGACAACUGAUGAGGCCAAACCAGCUGAGGAGGAGGUUAAAGGUGAUGAAGAUAAAAAAGAUGAGUCUACUGAAGAUAAAGAAAAAACAGAUGAGAAUGUUGAUGAAAAAGAAACUAAGGAUGAAACAAUAAAAGAAAACGGUAAUUGUGAGGAAGAGUCUGAUGACAAAUCCACUGAACCAGUUAUUGAACAAGACACUGAUAAAGGUGUGGAUAGAUUAGAGGAUAAAGUAGAUGAAAAAGGAGAUGUAGAAACAUCAGAUGAGACGGAUAAAAUUGAAGAGGAUGUGGUAAUUGAUCAAAAGGAGGAUGAUGAUAGCACAGCUAAGCCUGACGAGGAACCAGAGGAAAAAGUGAAAGAGGCAACCCCAGAACCUGCCAAGGAACCAACGCCUCCACCAAAGGAACCAACACCUCCACCAAAGGAACCAACGCCCCCACCAAAGGAACCAACACCUCCUCCGAAGGAACCAACGCCCCCACCGAAGGAACCAACUCCUCCGCCUAAGGAGCCUACACCUCCACCUAAGGAGCCUACACCUCCACCAAAGGAACCAACUCCUCCACCUAAAGAGCCUACACCUCCUCCAAAACAACCUUCCCCAGAACCUGUGCUUGACUGGGAACCAGAAGACAAUUCCUUGGAGGCAAGAAGGAAGAGGCGUGCUGCAGAGAGGGCCGCAAAAGCUGCUGCAGCUGGGGACACUGUGGAAGAAGAUGCUGGGGAAAGGAGGAGACGACGCAGAGAGGAGCGAGAAGCAGAAGAAACCAGUGGUGAGACAGCAGCUGAGAGACGCAGGAGACGGAGGAGAGGCUAUGAUGACUAGACAACGAAAGACCAAACCCUGUGAAGAACAGCAGCAAGUUCAGGACUAGAUAUGUUGAUGUGUAUGGCCAACAGAUUCCUCUGCCUUUCCACAUCUGCAUAUUAAGCAAUCCUGACCAGAGAUGGACACCUAGGUUCUGUAGACUUUGGAAAUUGUAACAUACAGGCUUCAAGUGAAGACACAUACAAUAAUGUAGACUGGCUGCACCAAGUAGAGAAGUACCGUGAACUGUAAAGAAACUGAAGAUAAACUGCUUGCAAAAAUGUGUUAGAUCCGUGUAGUCAUUGCUUCUCAGAGCUGGAACCAGUCCUAUAUAAUGACAAUUUUGCGGAAAAAAUUUGGCGCAAUUUUUAAACCUCUUUCUGUUUAUCAUAUUGUACUCCAUCUAUAUGAUGUUCUUUUCAAAUGAAUAUGAUUAUAGAUAUAUAGGGAUUGUUCUGAGGCCAUAUUACACCAAGCUAACUGUGUUCAUCGUUUCGAGAGUUUAGAGUUCAUAGGAUUUUUUUUUUUUUUUUUCGCAUUCUCUGCCAAGUUGUUACAAUGUUGCACAAGUAUUGAGAGCUGAUAAAUGUACUUUUUGACGUAACCAGUCUUUUUACCACUAGAUAUAUAUAUAUUUGCAUACAAUAUACAACAAGUGAUGAUAAAUAUGUCUUCAUGUAUUUCCUUUGUUUGAAAUUAUGUAUACAAUAUGCUGUAAGUGUUUAAUUAAUGUAAAGGAGAUAAGCCAUAUUUGAAUGCACAUGGAUUGUUUAUUUUGCCACCAAAAGAUUUCUGGUAAGGUUGGUAUAUGAGUUCGCACAUGAUUGUUUCAGAAAAAAGGAAACUUAGGAACAUGUUAUGUUAAGUGUUAUGUUAGAUAUUCAUCUUUUUGCUCAAACAAUAUCAGCUUUCUUUCUUGGCGCAAUCAUCAGACUGAAUUAUUUUGCCAAAGGGUAUGGUAAAUUUUAUUAUUAUCUCCCAUAAAGAUAACCAUGCAAAUGAAGCUUGCAUAUCCAGGUGCUCUCAAUUAAAAGUCAUUAAUUAUUUAGAGGUAUUUAAAACGUUCAGUCAUUUUAUUUGUAGCUUUGAUUACUAUGAUAUAUUGAAAUAAAAAGACACAGGAGUAUGUGCACAAGACAGAUCCAUUUUUCUGGCCAUCACAUAAAACCACCAUCCCAAUUAAUUGAAUUUAUACCUUGCUUGUCUCCCUUGAAAAGAAUUCUCCCAUUAUGCAUAGAUACAAGUAAUUUUCAUUUUGCAAUAUUUGAUUGGUAUUUUUUUUAAUUGUUUGUUAUGUUUCUCCUCGUUUUAUUUGUAUACCGCUGUCUAAUAUUAGUACAUAAUAUGAUAUGUACAUGUGUACUGCUAUGUAUGAUGACCUGAACCUAUUUAUUUUUGACAUGACUUUGUUUACAUUGUAUAACCCUAGGUUUGUUAAUGCUCUUCAUUCCAUGUAUUAUUUCAAUGAUGUAAAAUAUUUCAGGUGUGAGAUAUUCAGUAAGUUACCAGCAAUUGUAUAAAUAAUAAUUAUGAAAGUGUGAUAAAUUUUUUUUUUCAUUUAUACAGCUUUUCGGUUAUGCAUGUCUAGUGUUCUGUAGUGCUUUGGCCAUAUCCAGCAAUGUUUUCAUAUACCUUUAAGUAUUUUUUGUAGUGUAACAUGUUAGACAUGUUAGUAGACAAUUUAUUACCAUUCAAUUUAAGUAAGAAAGUAAUCCUACAGAAAGAUUUUUACAAAGUAGAUUAAUGCUUGCCAGAUCCCUUAUACUAAAGUGUAUAAUUUUUUUUUAUGAAAUAUAUAAUUAAUAUGUGUAGGAUUUUGUUGUUAGCUUAAACAAUAACAUGUCAUGGAUAGCAAUUUUCGUCUUGAAAUGCAAUGGACAGUUGAUGAACAAGAAUUCAGGUAAUAGUUCAAUAUAUACUAGUCAUAUGUGGUGUUUAUUUUUGGCUGUCGUGUAUCAGUUCCUCCGAUCAUGUACCCCCAGUAUUAUCAUUCUACCAUAGCAAGUACUCCCAUUUAAACUAUAUCCACUGAUCACAGGUACAAAAUUCUAUAGAAAUAUCGUAACCUAGAUUUGCAUAUCAUGAACUGCUGCAACAGAAACAGAAAUCAAAUUCAUGAAGACAUAUCUAUUUUACUCUGCAAUCAAGAGUUAGCGUUGCAUAAACCAAAAAGUAAGUGAUAUGUCAAAAGUUAUUUCCCUUUUCCAAACCUUUGAUGUUGGCGAAGGAUUGUUGUCGUCCUGACCAACAUCUUGAGUGCCAGGUCAAGGGGAACAAAUAUGGUAGGACAGAAACCAUAUCAAUAUAGGAGAUCUGCUUCGUAAAAGGUAGUAAUUGUCACAAUUUCGAUUUCUUUUGUUUUAAUUGUACAUGAUACAUGUGUUGUCUAUUGUAAGUUGAGGUAAAACGUGCAAUAUUCCUCUUACUCAUCUACUUUCUGUUUUGUAUCACAGCCUCCCAGUGACCAUUUAAAACUUAAAUCAGCUGUUAGCACCCGAGCACCUUUUCUUUUUAGUGCUGAAAGCAGUUUAAUCAGCUGGGCCAAACUCAACUGAAUGAUACAGUUGGGAUUUACUGAAACACUUCUUGGUACCUGGUACAGUUCCACCGAGCUUUAUCCUUGAUAAUAUCACACGUCUUUCCAUAAAUAAAGAAAAUAUUAGGUCAGCAGCUGAAAUUUUCUCUUCAAAUCGGUGCCCUGCUUGUAUUUGCCAUAAAUGAAGAUCUCUUGGCAUGAUUUGUGUAAUGAAAUGAACAGAGUAUAUCUGAAGAUGAUCUGUGAUUUAUUUUGUAGUUUACAAUUCGUAGUAUAGCCCACCCAAUCCAAAAUACCUGAAUCUUUAUUAAAGUAUUUUGGAUGAAUUCCCCACUCAGUACGAACAGGAUUGUACACAUUGGUUUACCUUGGGUUAUAACUCAUAUACAUCAGGUGCUUUUUCUCUUUUAUGAUGAAUUCGGAAUAAGUACUUUGUAUGAUUUUUUUCCCCCAUAAGUAUGAUUUUAUGAAUGUUCAGAAGAAAGCCAAUUACCCAGUAGAUAUUCAGAAUCAUGUCUUAUCUUCCAUAUCGAACAUAAGUAUGUGUACUUCAGGAAGUAUCGGUGAAACCCGGUUUGAUAUUUGGUUUGAUAUUACACCAUGUACAUAUAGACUGAACCAUUGAUAUAAGAUUAUUUUUUUAGCUUUUGUGACCAUUUACAUUUAAUUUUAAGGUUCAACAAAUGCAUGUAUCUAUAUUGCCAGGUUUCACUGUGAAAUUUUUUUUAUCAAUUUCAGAACUUUCGAAAUUUUGAAAGCAAUAUGUGGCUUUUGAUAAUUCUUUUCGUUAGUGCUAUUUUCAAAUGGAAGAGUUUAUAUUUUUUUUUUUGAGAACUUGCAAAGUUUUGUUAUUUACAAAAUUAAAGUUUACUGAAGCACUGGGCGUCAAGGCUGUGUGAGAACAGAAAAAUGUUUGCCGGAAGCAUCAAGACAAUCUGUCACUAGUACAACAUUCCAGGCAGGGAUGUAUCAGAAUUGUUAACCACAAAACGUCUUCACUAAUUUAUUGAUAUUAAAAUUUUGAGUGUAGACAUCGUAAAUAGUCCCGGACCAUCUUAUCAAGGUGGAUAAAACACGCUGUCUCGGUUGUUUUUUUACCCUUCCAGCCAAAGUACUUAGUACCCUGGGAUUUUACAUAGAAUGUUUGUCACCAGUCUGGGACAAAAAAUGCCCUAACUUUGCCCAAAAGUAAAACCUGUUCUGUUUCUUUAUGUACUCACUGCUUAAAUUACUUUCAGUAUGUAGGAAUUGAAAAGUUAUCAUUACUUCCAUGUACUCUUUGCUUAUACCUCUUAAGUUAUAUCAAAAUUAAAACCAUAUAUGCUUUCAUUGUAUCCUCUUGCUUACAUUCUUUAAUAGAAAUAGGUAUUUUCCUAUUAACCUGGCCAUCAUUACAUUUCUUGUCUGUGAAAUAUGAUAUUGGUAUCGGACUUCAGGGUUAAAGGAUUAGAAUAUUGUAAAUGCUGUCUCUUUGUCUGCUUGCUUUGGUUUUCAACCCUUUGGUAUAAAAGCACUGUCUGCAAGUAGUGAAUGAGUGACAGGCACAGCAGGUCAUUGGUUCGGAUAUAAAUAUAGGUAAAUUUGAACGUUUUACCAUUUGAAUCUUCAGGAAGGUUUUAUUGACAUCUGUUUGAUUGUAUGGUAUUACAACCUGGAUGAUAUUAAUCAACAGCAAAAAGAUCAAUGUAAAGAGGUGACUAUUGUAUUUGUCAUGUAAACGUAAGAGCUAGCUUUCCAUCCUGUUGAGGUCUGAUUCCAAGGUACUUGUAAUUGAAAUAAAAAUUUUCAAUUCUUAAGAUGUAUUUAUCCGAAACCUUGACUUGGGAGAUUUUUUUUAAGUUCCUUCAGUCACAAUGACAAAUCAUUUAUUCUUAUAAUUUUAUCUAAUUGAAACAUGCCAACCAGUGUGUAUUGUAUUAAUUAAAAUAUGUACCAAAUA
Messenger RNA from Ylistrum balloti, 5993 nucleotides. Its product is annotated as cell surface glycoprotein 1-like. Bases 139 to 1536 code for a protein of 465 amino acids. The record is from RefSeq and is a predicted model, not a curated record. Gene Ontology annotation, cellular component: cytoplasm. The transcript has 10 exons. Lineage: Eukaryota; Metazoa; Mollusca; Bivalvia; Pectinida; Pectinidae.